UUGUUAUGAUUAUAUUUUAUUCGUUAUUUCAUAGCCGAAUGUUGACUCACAUAUUUUUUUACGUUUUGUUUUCAGGCGUGUUCUAUUCAGAUUGUGUUAACAAAUAUUGCAAUUCAAACUUGUGCAUGAAUAAACAACAUACCUUGUGUAAAUUUCCGACUCCAGGUCCCGCCGCACACUGCCUCGACUAUGAGCUGACGAUAAAAAGCGACAAGGACAAACAGUUAAUCCUCGACAAGAUAAAUGCGCGACGCGAUAAAGUGGCAUCAGGCGAUAUUCGGUCAUUGCCCGCCGCCGAGGAUAUGUUUAAAAUGGAGUGGAAUGAAGAGCUGGCCGAAUCUGCCCAGCGCUGGGCCGACCAAUGCGUGUCUAACAAAGCCGUUGGAGAAGUGGAAGAUGACUGUCGCGAUAUAGAGACCAUGCGAGUCGGACAAAACAUCGCUACAGUGUACGGCGAAGCACCAGGCUUGACGCCGACGGCGCUCGUCGACGUGUGGUACCUACAACUGUUAAACGUGAACGCAAGCGUGCUAUCCAGAUAUCGCUCAUCAAGUGAAUCAGGACCCUCCAGUUACAAUCAAUUCACGCAACUCGUAUGGGCAGCUUCAUACCAAGUGGGGUGUGGAGGAGUAAAAUUCAAAGAGUAUUUCAAAGAUUCAGAGGAGAAAAAAGAUCGAGUAGUAUACAGAUUAGUAUGCAAUUUCGCUCCAUCAGGGAACCAAUUAAAUCAACCAGUUUAUACAGCUGGGCAACCUGGCAAAUGUGACUAUGGUACCAGUGACACGUAUAAGAAAUUAUGUAAUUCUCAACCAAUUAAUUUACAUGGAAACGAUAAUGCAGAGUUAGAUGAUUCUGAAUCUGAUGAAGCUGAAUUCACAACAGAUAUUAUAAAUGUAGACGAAACCUCUGUAAUAAAUAAUCAAACAACAAAUUUGACUACAGAUGAUCCGAACCUGUACGGGGACGACAAUAUGACUUUUGAUUAUUUUUCACAUUUGUUUGAAUUAACAAAAGAACAUUUUUCGAGCAGUACCACUCCAGGGGUAUCUAAAUGUAAAAACGAAUUAGCAGUUGAUGAAAUUGUUAAAAUUGUAAAAAAUAAACUAAGUGAUGACCCAGCUUUGAAAGCUAUUCUUGCAACGACUGUAUCUACUUCGUCUGGUAAUAUUAUUAAAGAUGAAAAAGUGGCUGAGUUUUUGAAUAAAAUUUACAAAAAGGCGACAUCACCAACAAAACCCGAAGCGAUCAGCACAGAUUACGUUAAUUCAACAUUACUUGUUAAUCUGGUGGAAGCAGUUAUGUUCAGGCACACAGAUGGAAUAAAUGACCAAGUAACACAAGAAAUACUGGGACCAUUUGUCAAUCCCAUUAAAAUACAAGCUGUUUCUGCAGUUAAAUCAAGUUAUGAUUUUACUGGGCAUUACUUUUUUCCUGAAUACGAUGGGGAAGAUACUACUAAAAUAUUUAGGGAAACUGAUUACGAUAUUUCUUAUAAACCUUCGGAGUCAGAUGUUGUAAUGGAAAUUGAAGAAAUAAGAAAAAGCAGACCUACCCGAGAUUUUAUAGAAGAAAUACUUGAAACGGAACCCAUCAUAGAAACUACAACAAGAAUGAAACCUCUUUCACCUGAUGACAUGAGGCUACAAACUAGUGGUUAUAGUAAUAUGAGGAAUUUUCUAAAAGAUAUUGCUGAAAAAUCUGAAAGUUUGAAUGAUAUGUCUAUAAAAAAAGUACCAAAUAUAUCUAAACGGAAAAAACGAAGGAACAAAAAUGUUAAAACACAUAAAACUUUUGGGUUAGACUACGAUAUAAGUAUGAUGUCGAGAUUUUAUGAGCGCCGCCCUAAUGGGAAACAUAUUUCAUUUCAUAAGAAGCAGUCACCAUUAAAACAUAGCAGUCAAGCAGAAAAAUUUAUAUUAGAAUACAAUAAUAUUUUUUCCCAAAGUAAAUGUUUGACAUCGAUCCCUUUAGGAUCAAUGCUUAUAUUGCCUGUCGUAAAUCAUUUAUGUUAUCAGAGAUAAAUAAACCAGCUCAGUUAUUA
Messenger RNA from Cydia strobilella, 2041 nucleotides. RefSeq lists its product as uncharacterized. The transcript has 9 exons. The record is from RefSeq and is a predicted model, not a curated record. Bases 6 to 2021 code for a protein of 671 amino acids. NCBI's taxonomy places the organism in Eukaryota, Metazoa, Arthropoda, Insecta, Lepidoptera, Tortricidae.